GAGAGAGGAGGGGGAGAGGAAGGACAAAACCACCGGGGGAGAAGAAAAGAGGAGGGAUAGAGGACUGCUUGUUUUCACUUUAUGUCGAUUUGAAUAACGUUAAAGAGGAGGAAAAAGCGUUCAAGAAGAGCGAGUUGAUUUGCACUAGUUUUGCAUUUACUGUAGAAACAGAUCGGAGGAGAGAGAGAGAGAGAGGAAGAGAGAGAGAGAGAGUUCUCAGCUCCUAAACCGACACGUGUUGAGCUCGACUUUACUUUCCACAGUUCUUCAUCCGGGAGUGGUGUGUCUGUGUCUGACUGAGUGUGUGUUUGCACAGACAGACAAGGUUUCAUCUUCACGUGGCGGUUUGUACAGCAACACGGCGAGACGAAGCUCCGAGCAGACUCUUCCCCCCCGCUGCUCUUCCUACACGCUAUCGGACUAUGGCAGCGGUAACCAGCCCGGAGUCGAGCCCUCAGUCCCGGGUCUACUUCCAAACUCCCCCCGGUGCCGAGGAGACCGAGACCCCUGCGCGGAAACAAGGCCGGGUUACGGUUAAAUACGACCGGAAAGAGCUGAGGAAGAGACUGAAUUUGGAAGAGUGGAUCAUAGAUCAGCUCACAGAGCUGUACGACUGUGAGGAGGAGGCGAUUCCUGAACUGGAGAUCGAUGUGGAUGAGUUAUUGGACAUGCAGAAUGAUGAGGAUCGUGCUGCACGUGUUAAGGAUCUGCUGGUGGACUGUUACAAACCUACUGAAGACUUUGUAGUCGAGUUGCUUGACAAAAUCCGCGGCAUGCAGAAGCUCAGCACACCUCAAAAGAAAUGAUACCCCUACGUCCUUGGCUCUUCCUCCUAACCCUCCCCCAGCCAAUCCCAGCUUCCUCCUCUGCUUCACUAGGUGCUCCAGCAAUUACUUGAGGUGGAGGAAGAAGCGAGGUGACUGGGGAAGCUAGCCAAUCAGAUUCUUAUAAGCAGGGCUUAUUUUUUUUCAUUCUGUUAAUUUUGUGUUAUAUAUUUUUUUUUCUUAAUGGGAAUAAUAUUUCACUGUGUUUUUAAAGCAUUUGUAGAAAUCCUAGCAAUACGUUUCUACACAUAGGUUUUUAGGGAUUACUGUGUGAAAUUUUGUUCUGAUGCAAUACUGUAUGUGUGUCCCCAGGGGACAACACUCGCUAUAGACGUGCUGUUUUUAAUGUUACAAUAUAGUAAGUUUGAAAUACAAGAGAUAUAUGCAGCCUUGUCCAUUUAACAAAAAAAAAAUCCUUACUUUUUUCUUGUGCAAGGGAGUGAUUAUGUAGAUCUGGGUGACCCGGGUUAGAACGAGGUGGAUUAAGGUUGGAAAACUGGAUAUUUUUUGAGAUGUAUAAAGACACGUACAUAGAAACUUGCAGACAGCUGGGCGUCACCUCCCUUAUGGGUCAGUGGGAACAUAUAGCACACAUCACAGCUGUGGUUAUUAGGCCCUCUCACACACAGAUGUGUGCAAUGGCAUGUGGAGCACAGAGGGAGAUGAAGGCACGCUGGAUGGUUGUGCGGUAUGCCACAAAGUCUGCCAGUUUAUAAAAUUUAAAUUCAUGUUUUCGUUCGAAUCUGGUAAAUCAUCCUACCCAGAAAGCGUCUGGGUCUUUUUCACAGCUGAUCAAACACAACUAUAAUAGGGCUAUUUGCAUAUCCCAUGUCUGUAAGUGGAUUUAGUAGCCAAGCUUCACUUUCAGGCCCCCAUUUUUCACAUUAAUUUAGCAUAAACAAACAAGUGCACAGCUUCUUAUACUUUGUUGUUAUGACAAAAACAAAGUCAAAAGAAAGUAAGAGUUUUCCUCUAACACCACCUCAUAUUUGUUCCUUCUGCAUUGUGUCUCCUCUCUUUUCCAUUCAGCUCUCAUCUUUUCCUGGUAGAAAUACCCUUUUCUAUAUCAGACGUUGCCUUAGUACAUAAACUAUGUUACACAAGCCAAAUAAAAUAAAGGCAUUCAUUUGAGAAAUAUUUAUAUAAAGGAUCAAUUUCAAAUUAGCAUUUAAAUAAUAUGUUGAAUACAUUUGGAAAGUUGAAUACAACUCCAAAACAGUACUUUAUAGAUGUGCAUAAAAUAAAAUGGAUCUGUUCUUUCUUUUUGUAUUAGAUAAAGCAUUUUUUAUACAACGGCAUACAGAAUAUGCUAAUAUCAUGAACUAAAUGUAAUAAGACAAAUCAUGCCUUCGGUAAAAAGUAAGCACCUGAGAAUAAUCUGUGAUUGAAGGUGGGGUAGGGGAAAUGAUAAGAAAAUGUAGCAAUAAACUCGUCUAAAUAGUUUCCUGGGUUUGUUAUACUUUAUGCAAGUUUAAUAAAAAAAUUGUAAAAUACCA
Molecule: messenger RNA, 2320 nt
Organism: Clarias gariepinus (North African catfish)
Lineage: Eukaryota; Metazoa; Chordata; Actinopteri; Siluriformes; Clariidae
Gene: ppp1r14bb
Product: protein phosphatase 1, regulatory (inhibitor) subunit 14Bb
Exons: 4
Coding region: 423-806 (127 amino acids)
Biological process (GO): regulation of phosphorylation; innate immune response
Cellular component (GO): cytoplasm
Molecular function (GO): protein serine/threonine phosphatase inhibitor activity
Source: RefSeq, a predicted model, not a curated record